CUACCGCUCUUGCUACUGGACAGUUUCAGGAUGGCAGAAGAAUCUGCUGCUCCUUCUACUUCUGUGGACAAAACUGAGAGCACGGAUGUUGAUGGAGAAGCCAAGAAGUUGUUGGGCUUGGGACAGAAAAACCUGGUAAUGGGUGAUAUUCCAGGUGCUGUUAAUGCAUUCCAGGAAGCAGCCAGUAUGUUGGGUAAGAGGUAUGGUGAAACAGCAAAUGAGUGUGCAGAAGCUUUCUUUUUCUAUGGGAAAUCUCUUCUGGAGUUGGCAAGAAUGGAAAAUGGUGUGCUAGGAAAUGCCUUGGAAGGCGUGCAGGUGGAGGAGGAGGAAGAAAAAGCAGAAAAAGCAGAAGAUUCAAUGGUAGAAAGUGCUGAUAAUAUAGAUGAAGAAGCAAGGGAGGAAUUAAGAGAGCAGGUAUAUAAUGCCAUGGGGGAAAAAGAUGAAUCCAGAAAAACUGCUGAAGAGCCUCUGGUAUUGACUGAUGCUGAGAUGCAACUGAAAAGCAAAGAUGUAGAACUGGAAGAAGUUAAGGAAGAAAAAGUAAAUGAGGAAGCUAUGGAUGUAGAAAAGAGAACUUGUAAAGAGAGAAAGGAUGAGCAGAUUAAUCCAGAAAAUCAGAUGGAGGCAGCUGAGGGAGAAAAGCAAGGGGCCAGUGAAAUAGUUAAUGAGGGAGCAAAAGAAGAUAGUGCUGCUAUGAAAGAGACAUUAGUGGCUACAGAAGAGCAGGUGGGUAUAGCUGAGGAAGAGAAGCCACAGCCACCAGAAGAAGCUGAGGAAGAGAAGCCACGGCCACCAGAAGAAGCUGAGGAAGAGAAGCCACACUCAAUAGAAGAGGCUGAGGAAGACACCUCUGUAAACAAGCCAGUGGCUACCGAAGAACAAGCAGCUGGGGCACGGCACCCAGUAACAGCAGGAGAGGCAGGAGAAGACCCUUCUGUAGAAAGGAAGGCAGCGGUUGCAGAAGAGGUUGUUGGGGAAGAAAAGCCAAUUGAAGCAGAAGCUCUGGAGGAAAAGAUCAAAGACGACACAGCGAAGCUUGUAGGCCAGGCUCUUGAAAAACAGGCAGAUAGAGUAGUAGAGAAGACAACAGUAGUGGAGGAAGUGCUAAAAACUUCAGAAGUGAUAACAGAAGAAUUGGUGACAGCUGGUGAGAAACCAGAAAGCCAGAUAGAUGCAGCAGUAGAAAAAGAGCAGCCAGUCAGAGCUGUUGAUGAGAAAGCUGAGAAAAUGGAAACUGCUACAGAGCAAGCAGUGAUAGACUUGAAAGAGAAGCAAGAGCCCUCUGCCUCAGGAAAAGCACUGCCUUCAGCUGCAAGUGAAAUUACUCCUGCAGGGGGCAUGGAGCCAUCGCAGGAAAUACAAAUGGAAGAAAAAGCAGAAGCUCCUAAGGUAGAAAAGGAGGAAGAAAAGGAUGACGAAAUGGGAGAGGGCGAAGAAACAGAGGAAUCAGAAGAAGAGGACAAAGAGAAUGACAGAGCAGAAGAAGAUAAAGAAAAUGACUCUGCAGUUGAAGAGAAGGAGAGUGAAGAAGAUGAAGUUGGAAACCUAGAGCUGGCCUGGGAUAUGCUGGAGCUGGCAAAAGUAAUAUAUAAAAGACAGGACACAAAAGAAGCUCAACUUCAUGCUGCCCAGGCUCACCUAAAACUAGGAGAAGUUAGCAUUGAAUCUGAAAACUACACCCAAGCCAUAGAAGAGUUCCACUCCUGCUUGACCCUUCAGCAGAAAUAUUUAGAGGCUCAUGACCGUCUGCUUGCAGAGACACACUACCAUCUUGGAUUGGCCUAUCACUACAACAAUCAGUACGAUGAAGCAGUUCUGCAGUUCAGUAAAUCGAUGGAAGUAAUUGAUAAAAGAAUGGAGAUGUUGACUGAACGGCUAAAAGCAAAAGGAGAAGGAUCAGAUGAGGAUGAGAAGGAAAUUGACGAAUUAAAGGGAUUGCUUCCUGAAAUUAAAGAAAAAAUAGAGGAUUCCAAGGAAUCUCAAAAGAGUGCAAAAGUGGCUGAGCUGGCUCUGAAAGCAACUCUGGUUGGGGGAUCUUCUUCAGGCUUUUCCCAGGGAACUGAAAGCAGCUUGACUUCAACUAUACCAAUUGGACAAACAGCUGAUGGAGCAUCACAGUGUAUUACAGACAUCUCACAUCUUGUUAGAAAAAAGAGGAAACCAGAGGACGAGGCUCAACAGGGAGACAAUGAAGCUAAGAAAUCUAAACCAGAACCGGCUGUCAAUGGUGGUGGUGAUGCUGCUCCCAGUGGAAAUGAGGUUGCAGAGAAAAUGGAAGAGGAGCCAGAAGAGAGGCCACCACAAAUUGAUACAGUUCAAAGUGCUGUAUGAUAGAGCUUUAAUAUUGAACACUCCCUCCCAAGGACAAUGGGUUUUGUAUAUAAUGUAUUUUUUCACUUUGACAACUUUUAUAUUCAAUAAAGAUUGUAUGCAAACAUUAAA
Molecule: messenger RNA, 2442 nt
Organism: Eublepharis macularius
Lineage: Eukaryota; Metazoa; Chordata; Lepidosauria; Squamata; Eublepharidae
Gene: NASP
Product: nuclear autoantigenic sperm protein
Exons: 15
Coding region: 31-2331 (766 amino acids)
Biological process (GO): CENP-A containing chromatin assembly; DNA replication-dependent chromatin assembly
Cellular component (GO): nucleoplasm
Molecular function (GO): histone binding
Source: RefSeq, a predicted model, not a curated record